Numida meleagris (helmeted guineafowl) is the source of this 1148-nucleotide messenger RNA. RefSeq names its product interleukin-8-like. Gene Ontology annotation, molecular function: chemokine activity; CXCR chemokine receptor binding. NCBI's taxonomy places the organism in Eukaryota, Metazoa, Chordata, Aves, Galliformes, Numididae. Gene Ontology annotation, biological process: chemokine-mediated signaling pathway; neutrophil chemotaxis; cellular response to lipopolysaccharide. Gene Ontology annotation, cellular component: extracellular region. The coding region runs from base 234 to 554 and encodes 106 amino acids. The transcript is spliced from 4 exons. The record is from RefSeq and is a predicted model, not a curated record.
CACCCUUGAUCCCGAUAGCUGACUUUUAUCAAUAAUGCUGCAUGUUGGGCUUCUGACCCGGCUGCGGUGAGCAGCCGAGAAAUGAUGUCACCUCUUUACGGUCCAUUUGUCGUGUGUGACUGCUGCAGUCUGCCUCUUGCUGCUUGUGUCAGAGCGUGACACUGCCAAAUAAAUAGAGGUGUUUCUUCCCCCUGGCUCCCCACAUCAUCCCUGGGGCUGCAGCCUCCGCGAGGAUGCGAGUACUGGCGUGGAGUGGGACAGGAGCUGCUACGCUCCCAUGGAUGCUGCUGGUGGUGGUGGUGGUGAUGAUGUCGAUGUCCCAAGCAGCCAUCCUGGAAGUAAACGGAAACCUGAGCUGUAGGUGCGUAAAGACAACUUCAGACUACAUCAAUCCAAAGAGAUAUGACAGCAUUGAGAUAAGGCCUGUGGGAAGUGCCUGCGGGCGCACAGAAAUCAUUAUUAAACUGAAAUCUUCAGCAAAAGUGUGUGUGAACCCUGAUGCCCCUUGGGUAAAGAAACUGCUGAAGCGCAUUGCCGGCAUGAAGAAAAGAUAAGCUUCCCGCUAAGGAAGUUGGUGUUCUGAAGGCAUGGUGUGUUCUGUCUUGAGACCUCAAGUCAAAUAAAAUUUGGGUUUUUCUUCCCUCGUGUUUUCCCUUGAACUGAGUUUUGAAGAGACUCCAUGGAGCUUUGAUCAACCCCACUCUUGUAGCUUUCCUAGUGCUGAAAUUACUGCUUGCACCUGAUGCGCUGUGAUUGAUACCCUUUCAGAGAGGUGCUGCAGGAACUGCACGUUGCUUUGUGCACAGUGUUGUCACUGUAGGUCAAGAGUGUUAGGGGAUGGGGAUGCAGCCUUUCUGACAGAUUCAGCACAUACAGCCACAUUCACGUGCAGCUGUUGACAGUGUUUAUGGGAUCUGCAGGCAGCUGUAAGGUUUUUAUAAGAAGCAAAAGGCAAAUAGAGGCGUCCUGGGACUAGCGUGUGACUGUUUUACACAGGGUUGGGAUAAUCGGCCAUGGGGGAAGGAGCAAGGGCGAGUAUCCCAAAGCUGAGGACACUCUUUUCAGGGGGAGAGCGGCUUGUAGGCUGUGCAAUGAAGCAUUGCUUCGUUAUCUUAUAUCCCACCAAUUAUAAAUGUCCCUGAAGUAAA